Fonsecaea erecta is the source of this 873-nucleotide messenger RNA. RefSeq lists its product as hypothetical. Lineage: Eukaryota; Fungi; Ascomycota; Eurotiomycetes; Chaetothyriales; Herpotrichiellaceae. The coding region runs from base 1 to 873 and encodes 290 amino acids. The record is from RefSeq and is a predicted model, not a curated record. The transcript has a single exon.
AUGUUGUUGAACCAUCUUCUCCUGGGCCUUUUUGGGCUCUGGGCCAUCUACUUUUUCCUUCUCAAACUCAUCCUCUUCAAACUUGUCCUCAACAUUAUCUUGCCACUCGUCAUCCGACACCUCCUGAUCCCGAGUCUCCCAGACUGUGUCCGUCCAUACGCCGAGCGCGCCCUGAAAAAAUGCGACGAACACUGCUACUCUAUUCCCCUAGAGCCCAAGGGCCCUAGCAACCGUGGCGUGUGCCGCACUGCCAUGGUCCUUUCCCGUGUUGUCGAUCGUGAUGUGGUUCCAGACAUCCUUGACCUGGCCGAACUGUGGAAUGAAAUUCAUCUGGCAUCAAGAGUGGACCCAGAACCUUUCAAAGUCACUGAGCGAGAGCACGGUAUCAACGGUCACAAAUCAGGCGCGGUCUACCUUGAAGCUGAAAUGCCAGCUACCUUGCCACCCAAAGCACUGCGUUCCCUUAUAUUCAAUGUCAGUUCUUGUGACCAAGGUCACAGUAAUGACCUGCAGCAUGUCGGGACAUACACAAACAGCAAGACAUGGUUUGAAGUCAAGAUCUCUUCACCUGACGCACACAAGAGAUCUUUGUCUCCUGUGGAAGGCUCACUCGAGCCACAAAUGAAAGCAGAGCCUGUCUUCAAGUUUCCGCCAAGAAAGAUAAUCACGAAUAUUCAUGCGGGCCAGGAGUUCAAGACUCAUACAGUCACCUGGUCCUAUAACGAUGAAGAUGAAGACAUCGGAAAGCUUAUCAGAGUCAUGGGCGCUGGUUGGAGAGUUGCCAUCACGGUAUGGGGACUAUAUCCAAACUGGGACAACUAUGUUCAAAGCGCCAGGAUUGACUGCCGGGUUCAUACCGUCAGAAAGAUGUGA